AUGCUGUUCUGGCCUUCAAACCGCUUGACAGGCCUUGAGCUUUCUGGCUCGUGUGACUUCUACCUGGACGACAUCGGGCUUUGCGACUACAUCCUGAUCUACCUCUUGGAGUUCAGGGAGUUCAGGAAGUCAGUUGAAUGGUGGCUGCACAGCACCGACUUGGAGAAGACGACCACCUUCAACCUGGCCGCGAGGUUUGCAAUGAGACAGAAAGGUGCUGCUCGACUUCGUGCCCUGGAGUUGGAACUUGCCUGUGUCCCUGAAGCUGAAGUUCCGGAUGAGACGACUGGGGACGUCGCGAAGGUGCCAGCCAAGUACGACUUUGGCAUCCAACGCAUAAUGGCCGCUUGUGAAGAGAUGGUUGGACGGUCAGCUACUGACCGUAAGGGGGAGUUGCGUGAAAGGUAUUGCUUGACUCUGAAGAGAGGCAACUCCGAGAGUGUGACCAACUUCGCACUCCGAUAUCGGACUCUGGUGGCUGAGAUGAAGGCUGAGGGCAUCCAGAUCGAUGAGGGUGAGCAGUCCUGGUUCUACAGGCAGAAGCUGCUGCUCUCCAAGAUGCAAAAGCAGAUGCUUGAGACGACGCUGGGAGCUGCUACUGAGAACUACAUGGAAUGCGAGAAGGAAUCCAUCAGGCUCUUCAAGCGGAUCGACAACGUGGGAGGCUUUGCUAGACCUGGUGGGGGCCCAAGCAACUUUGGAAGGCGCACUCCAUCUUUGACUUCGUCUACGUUGUCCCGGUUUCGUAGGAGCUUUCCACCUUUGAGCGCUUCUUCAUCGACCUCUUCAACCUGGAGACGCGGUGGUGGACGACCUAUGCAAUCAGUGCAUGUGACCGAGACUGAGGAGCACGAGGCGGAGCAUGGUGGUGAAGAUGAAGUUCAACCAGAAGUGCACGAGACUUCAAAUGAACCUGCGGAUGAGGACUUCGAUGAUGAUGGUGAACUUCAAGGUUUGCAAUCAGUGCUUGAGGUGAUGGCCGCCGAGUUGGACGAAGUGGCAGAAGCUGGUGGUGAUGAAGAAGAACUACAAGGAAUUGAAGAUUGA
This is a messenger RNA of Cladocopium goreaui, 1047 nucleotides long. Lineage: Eukaryota; Dinophyceae; Suessiales; Symbiodiniaceae. The record is from the annotation of a GenBank genome assembly.